AACCUCCCUCAGUAGCGCAGGUAGAGGCCACAGUGCGCAUGCGUGAGCGCCACACGCGUCAGGAAGACAGUCGUCGAGAGGUCGUGCUGUGGAGAGAAGACUCGGUGAGAUCUUUGAAUCAUGGAGAGUCGUCAGUGACCCGGCGGUGGAGAUGCUGCUCCUGGCUGUCACUCUGGUUCUACUGCCGCUGCGGCUCAGCGGUUCGGUGUCCAGAACAUGUCAGCUGGUCAAACAGAAUGCCUCAGUUGAAGGACCCUGUCCUAUAAAACUGGUCCCAGUCCCGUCCCUGGAGCCUGGACAGAUCUACAGUGAAUGUGUCUCUCUUCAUGUUUGGAUCAACACCUCAGACAUGUCCAAGUCUCCAAAGAUUGAAAUCCUCUCUCCGUUCACUGAGAUCCUGAGGACAAACUGGAGGAAAAGCAGAAAAAAGACCAAGUGUAAAGACAGUUCCUGUGACGUCUGGUGUCCCAGCAUCAGCCAGCAGGGGGAGUAUGGGAAUUCCAGUGUGGCCCUGCAGUGGGAGUUGCUGUACGACUGUAUCUCAGCUAAAGAUCAAACUGUCGUCACGGUGACCUUCAGUACAACAACGAGCAGCUGCUCCCACAGCCACACCGUCACAGGUCCUGUCCCACGGUUUGAUCUGUCGGUGGAUCAGUCGUCAAAGUCCGUCACCGUGAGGGUGGAGGCGGACGUGAUGGUGCGGACCAGGUGGUGUUACCAUAGAAACGGUGACUGUGUCGGCAACUCGUCUUCUGUCCUGGUCUCUUCCAGCUCAGCCGUCCUCCGCCCCCCCCACCUGCUGCCCUGCGUCUGUGUCCAGGUCUACUACACCUAUCUGGACGCACCACGACAUCAUAGGUGCCCUUUUCAAAACCAGCCAAUCAGAGAUGUUUCAGCAGUGUGGCGCUCCUCCCUCCUCCAGGAGUACCAGUCAUAUUUACGGUGGUCAUCAGUCUGUCCUGCCGACACCAUGGACGUCUCCGCCCAUCUGUGCUGGGGACAGCAGGGACGUCCCUGCCUGUCUGACCUUAACUCCACCCUGGACAAGAGGGAGGACGGCCGUCACCUGGUUUAUGACAUCACUGCAGUGGACAGACAUCCUCAGAUGUGUGUGAAGUUGUCUUUACAGGACAGCCAUCACGUCUCCUGUCCCUUCCAGAGCGCCGUGCCCUCGUGGCUGUUGUCCGUCCGACCAAACCGACAGAGUGUGUUGGUGUCGGUCACUUCCUCUGUCCCGGCCGUCUUCUCCUGUCAACUGUGUGUCGUCCAGGACCAACUCUGUUCUCCUUUAGGAGGCCUUCACACACUCAUACUGGAUGGAACCAGUGAGGAGGGACGGAUACCCUUGUCCCCUCGAGUCCUCCUCCACAGACCCUGCGUCCAGGUGUGGCAGUCAGACCCCCACCUACUGGGGAAACGAGUCAUUUGCCCCGACUACACACACAGCAGGUGUGGUGUGUAUGCGGUGCUGGUGUUACUCCUGGUUCUGCUCACUGUUGCUCUGAGAGCGUUCAUCUCCAGACUGUCCAGAGGGGGAGCUGGAGGCUGGCUCCAGGUCCAGAGGCCCGUGUUGUUGGUCUGCUCCUCAGAGGGUUCGGCUCACGUCACUGCCGUGUGUGCGUUAGCUUCGGUUCUGAAGGCUGAGCUAAACGCAACGGUGCACUUGUCCCUGUGGGCCCACAACUCCCAGCCCCAGGUGGGGGGGGCAGGCAGAGCGGUGGCAGACGUGGGGCCGCUGCCGUGGCUGUACGGUCAGUGGGACGCCGUUCGCCAGGCUGAAGGAAACAUCCUGAUGGUGUGGAGUCCUGAGGCCAAGGUGUUCUAUGAGAAGCUGAGAAACACCAGGGAGAAGAAGACGGAGGGGGGGAACAAAGGUGAGGACAGGACAGACGUGAGAGCGAAGAGAGGAAGGUCGGCUGGAGGUCACAAACAAGAAGGACGCAGUUUCACCACAGGUGAAAAGGAGAACGCCGCAGGAGAAGAGCGCUCUCUGUUACAUGACGACACCGACCAGGAGACGCCGCUCUCUGCUGUCAUCGCGCCGAUGUUUGCAGGUGCACUCACAUGCCUGCAGGGGGCACUGCAGCAGUCCAAAGAUCACAGGGUGUCUAUAGUGUAUUUCCAGGGCCUGGGCCACAGCAGGGACAUUCCCAAAACCUUCAAGGACCUCCCCUGUUACUGCCUCCCACAGGAGUUCCGGGGGCUGCUACAGAGGCUGGGGGGCAUAAACACAGGGGCAGAUCCUGAGGGUACGUUGAAGGUGCACUGCUGGCAGAGACUGCUGGCUAAGGUGCAGUGUCUGUGGCUCUCCAGACAGCUGGCCUACAGACUGAGGACUCAGCUGCCUCACAGGUCACAGGACACGUCCAAUCAGGUGGAGGCGUCCCGGGCCACAGACCGGGGCGGUUCUGGACCUGUACCAGAACCGGUCCACUCCACAGGCACCACAUGUAGAACACAGGAGUUUAAAUGUCAAGGAACCAAACAUCAACAUGAGGAAUUGGAGCAGAACUCCGUUCUGAUCCACUGACAUCCCUCAGGGUUCUUAGGCGACCCAUCCACCAGGGGGAGUGCUGAGUUCAGAGUCCAUUCUGUGUCUCAGACAAUAACAGUCGUGGUAUAGUCCGUGGUCUUACCAUAGACUGGACUUUAUUUUUAUAUCAUUAAUGUUACUUAUUUACCCUGUGUGACGUCAUCCUCACACCAGUGUUCUUGUUGUAAAACCUAUUUUUUUAGAAUGUGUACAAAAUGUAAAUAUCUACACGUUCUACCUCUAUAAGGAGUAACAGUGUAAAUUAGACACGUGAUCAGGCCGACAAAGCUUGCUGCGGUUUGCUGCCACCUAGUGCCUGAGGUCGUCAUUACCUCAGCUUCAGCGUUAUUCUUCGAAUAUUCUAACGACCUGCUGUGUUCAGGUCCAACCUCACAUUCAGAACAUUGUUGUGUUGAAAGUUCUGACAAACGGGUUUUAUUUACUGUUCUGUGUCAGUCAUGGUGUAACCACGGACUCUGAUUGGUCCUGGUAUAUUUGUUAAAACUCAACAUUAAAUCUUUUUUCCACG
Cynoglossus semilaevis (tongue sole) is the source of this 3062-nucleotide messenger RNA. RefSeq lists its product as uncharacterized. The coding region runs from base 152 to 2530 and encodes 792 amino acids. NCBI's taxonomy places the organism in Eukaryota, Metazoa, Chordata, Actinopteri, Pleuronectiformes, Cynoglossidae. The record is from RefSeq and is a predicted model, not a curated record. Gene Ontology annotation, molecular function: interleukin-17 receptor activity. The transcript has 17 exons.